Molecule: messenger RNA, 2135 nt
Organism: Topomyia yanbarensis
Lineage: Eukaryota; Metazoa; Arthropoda; Insecta; Diptera; Culicidae
Product: putative mediator of RNA polymerase II transcription subunit 12
Exons: 3
Coding region: 155-1615 (486 amino acids)
Biological process (GO): regulation of transcription by RNA polymerase II
Cellular component (GO): nucleus; transcription regulator complex
Source: RefSeq, a predicted model, not a curated record
UGAACGUCAACGCGGUAGGAGGUGUUCUGUCUGUGUAAGGUGUAAUAAUUAAUUAUCAUCCAGUAAAUUAAUUGCUUCCUAGCUUCCCGAUCGAAUUCGUCGCGUAAACGUGUACAUUUCUGGUGAAAAAGCUGAUCUGGUUAGUGAAAGUGUUAUGUCUCACGAAAUAAUGCAACAGCCCGUGUCGAUCAAAUCAGAGCCAGAUUGGAAUGAUCUGCUGCUGCCGGAGCCGGAUACUCGUCAAUAUGCUCUUCAGCAGCAACAGCAAAUGCAUUAUAAUCAACAGCUGCAACAACAGCACCUUCCGCAGCAACAUCCUAAUCAUCAGCAACAAAUGCAACAGCAAUCUCAGCAGCAACAGCAAAUGAGAAAUGGAAAUCAUCCAGUAGGAAUCCAACAGCAGCCGCAGCAACAGCAAAUUUCGAAUGAUCCAGUGGACAACGAACCACUGGACAUCAUAGAAACGAUCGAUUCCGACGAUAAUGACUUUGCCGAGGCCGAGUCAUUGACCUUGCAGCAAUAUAAGAAAGAUGAAAAACUGUGCGAAUACUACCGCCGGAUGCCAGUGUUGUACGACAAGAGCCAUCCGCACUACAAAUUCCAGUCGAAAAAGGAGAAGGCCUGGCGGGAGCUGGGUCGGCUGUGUGAGAUGAACGUCGACCAGUGCAAAAAACGGAUGACGUACUUCCGCUGUCGGUUUACCGUGGAACGGCGAAUCAUGAAGAAUGGGGUGAACUGUAGCGAGUGGCCCCUGCUGGAAAAGCUCAAGUUCCUUAACAAGCACAUCAAGAUCCGGAGACCACGGGCGCCGAACGGAGAUGUCGACCCUGAUACCGAUGAUGAAUCUAAUCCAUUACACGCCCUUCGAAAGCGUCAGAUGGAGGAAUCGAAAGAUGAUCUUCAUGCAUAUCUGGACCUGCAGCAGGUCGCGGCCGCUGCAGCUGCUCAGAAUCCGCAGGCUCAACUGCACUAUCAAGCACAGCAAGCGAAGCUACAUCAGCAGUAUCCACACGCACAACACCAAGGACCGCCUGGAUUCCAUCCUGGGCAGGACAUGGGUUUACAUCACCUUCAGUCACCUCAUACGCCUGGUCAGCAGGUACACGCAGCAGCUCUCCAUGGGAACCGAGAAAAUCACCAUCCAGCUCAUAUGGGUGCUAAUCCAAUGUCUGCCUCACAUGGAUAUCGCGCGGGACUAUCACAGCCCACUCCAGUCGAAUCGCCCAUACCGGCUUCCAACGUGGAAGUAUCCUACAACGUACCAAAGCGACAACGGCUCAACUAUGACAACAACAUGGACGAGGUAGCGUCCGUCUCCAACUUUAACAUAAACCGCACGAUCAAAUACCAAAACAAUCUUGAACAUGCAGUCAGUCUCGAUGAGCACGGUGCUUUCGGAUUGUAUGUUGGAGAAAUUCUAAGAAAACUGCCCGAACGGUUGGGUUCCUUCACAUCGCUGAAAAUUAUGCAGGCAUUGCAUGAGGCCCAAAUCCAAUCAUUCGACAUGGUCCCAGGCAAUAGUAGCAAUGGAAAGAAAGCAAGUUCCCCGAAUAGUUCCCCCGAUAGCGAGGAACGCAAGUCGACCGAUAGCAAUGAAGACAUCUCCAAGGAGUAAACAUCUUCGAGAUGUUAUUCGAUUCUUAUUUGCAAAUGCUCGCCAGUUUCGCUAAUCGUUUUGAAGACAUCAAAACUUGUGUAUUUAUUAAACACUUUUUAUUAGAAUUAAUAACGUAUGAGCGGUACUUUACGUUCAAAUGAAUAUUUAACAGCAGGUUUGUUUAUUUAAAAAUCCAUCCCAUAAAAUUAAUGAGAAGCAUUUUUAAUUGAGUAUUAGUUUUUAUAUGAUGCCUAUACUGCCGGUCUACGCAUAACUAUCCCAUGUGUACUGGGAAUUCCAUAGAACAUGGCAGACGGCAGUAUGGUAAGAGCUUUUAAUAUUGUCGGUAAAUCAUAAGAUAGUUUUUUUUGCCAAGCGCUUCAUUAAAUAAACAAAACCGUUGUCUUUAAUAUUCCUCAGUUAGUUUUGUAGGGUUAAGAAAGUAGAAAAGGAAAAUUAAAUAAUCAUUUGACAGAACCUAUAUACAAAGAUUAUAACAAAAAUAAUCCCAAUAAAUGUGAACUAUGUUAACAAAGGA